UUUUAAUGGAAUCAAAAGGAGAUAUGGAGGUUAAGAAGAAUAAUGUGGUGUAUGAGAUUGAGAAGGAUGGUGACCGACUUGUGCCUGAGAAUUGGAGGGAGAUCGCAGAUAUGAGACUUAAAAUGCUUGAUCAGGAAUAUGAAAAAGUUAUCUGAGCAAAUGAACUUGAAAAACCAACACAAGAAGAUGAGCCAGAAGAAGAGCCAAAGGAUGAGACCGAGAUUCAAGAUGUGCAGAAAGAUCAAGAAGAGAAAGAAGAGAAGGUUGAACAGCCAGAAAAAGAAAAUCCAUCUGAAGAUCAAACUCCUUCUGAAAAUCAGAAAGAAAAUGAAGAGGACAGUGAUGAAUUUGGAGAGUUCCAAGAAGGAAAUUAUUGAAUGCUUGGCAGCGAUGGAGCCCUCUCCAAUAGCUCAGACACUGAAGAAGAGGAUACUAAGCAAGAGAAUGAUGAAAAGGUAGAUAACCCCAUUGAUGAAAAAGUACCUCAAGUUGAAUCAAACCCUUCAGAUGAGGUAGAAUUGACUGAAGAAAAGGUAAAUAAAAUAAAAUAGCGCAAUGUCUAAAUUAAAUCUCACACCCCCUCCUUGGGCUCAAGCAAUCCCUGAAGAACAAUGGCUGCCCAAAUUCUUUGGCAGCAAAAACCCUGACUUAAAGUUCAAAAUAGAUGUCUAAAUUCAAUAUCAAAA
Molecule: messenger RNA, 686 nt
Organism: Moneuplotes crassus
Lineage: Eukaryota; Ciliophora; Spirotrichea; Euplotida; Euplotidae
Source: the annotation of a GenBank genome assembly